AUGGCCGUCCCCACCGCGCAAGACUACGACAAUGUCUGCGACAACGAGGCCCUUCCAAUGGCGAAGGCAGCAUUUGUCAGCUGGCAAGACAACCGAAGCACAGCUGAAGCCAAUGCGCAGCUUGUGAAAUCGAUGUGCAUGGCUGCGCUCACGACGGGGCUCAAGCGUCUUUCCGACGAGAACACCCAGACGGCGCUAGGUAUUACGGAUGCCAUGGCCCGCUUUUGGGAUAUCGUGGGUGGCGCGGAGGAAUCGGGGGAAGCGACACUUUCACGUUUGAGUGACAUAGUGAUCCCAAAAGCGAGCCGAGAGCCGGAGCCCCUCAUUCAGGUACCGCCGGGUGUUGCGUGGAUGUCCGCGAAGCAUGCGGUCGAGGAUGGCACUGGGCUUCUCCCACCGGGCGAGGUCUCGAUGUCCGCGUUUCGCACUCAAGUCCAUGACACGCUUGCAGCGGAGACCAGUCGGGUGGAGGCAGUGGAUGAGAUGGUGGAGGCUCAGAUAGCCGAAUGUGAGGCGGAUGAAGCUGCCAUGAAUCGUGAGGAGAUGCUCCACAGCCAGGAGGCGAGUAUGUUUCGUUCUCCCAUUGAUACAGCCAUUGACAUGUCCGUCGGCAGCACGUCGGACACUCCCUGUACCGACUGA
Fomitopsis serialis is the source of this 642-nucleotide messenger RNA. RefSeq lists its product as uncharacterized. The transcript is spliced from 3 exons. Lineage: Eukaryota; Fungi; Basidiomycota; Agaricomycetes; Polyporales; Fomitopsidaceae. The coding region runs from base 1 to 642 and encodes 213 amino acids. The record is from RefSeq and is a predicted model, not a curated record.